Molecule: messenger RNA, 966 nt
Organism: Penicillium canescens
Lineage: Eukaryota; Fungi; Ascomycota; Eurotiomycetes; Eurotiales; Aspergillaceae
Product: ankyrin repeat domain-containing protein
Exons: 2
Coding region: 1-966 (321 amino acids)
Molecular function (GO): protein binding
Source: RefSeq, a predicted model, not a curated record
AUGCCCAUAUCCACUCGGCUGAGAAAAGUCUUCUCCAAACUAAGAAGAAAUAAAAGCAAGCAAAAGAGUGAGACUCGAUCUUCACCCACCAACAACGCACUCCAGCAAAACCCAAAAGUUGCACAGAGACAGAAAACGCUAGUUGAAGCUUCUCGCCAAGGCGAUAUAGUCGCCGUGACAGAAAUUCUCCGACAACGCGGAGCAUCUCCAGAGGGAGAAGAGUCCUUGCGUGCAGCAGCCUCGAAUGGCCAUGCAGAUGUCGUUCUUCUGCUCCUGCAGCAUAGAAUAGAUCCGAACAAGCUCGACAGCGUCGGCCAAACCGCUCUGCACAAAGCUGUUAUCCAUGGCCACGGCAAAGUUGUUCGUCUACUCGUCGAGAACGGUGCAGACCCGUUCAUAGGCACUGCGCCCAUCCUGUGCGAAGCCAGCAGUGAGGCCAGCAGUGAAGCCACCAGCGAAGCCAGCAGCGAAGCCAGCAGUGAAGCCAGCAGCGAAGCCAGCAGUGAAGCCAGCAGUGAAGCCAGCAGUGAAGCCAGCAGUGAAGCCAGCAGUGAAGCCAGCAGUGAAGCCAGCAGUGAAGCCAGCAGUGAAGCCAGCAGUGAAGCCAGCAGUGAAGCCAGCAGUGAAGCCAGCAGUGAAGCCAGCAGUGAAGCCAGCAGUGAAGCCACCAGCGAAGCCAGCAGUGAAGCCAGCAGUGAAGCCAGCAGUGAAGCCAGCAGUGAAGCCAGCAGUGAAGCCAGCAGUGAAGCCAGCAGUGAAGCCAGCAGUGAAGCCAGCAGUGAAGCCAGCAGUGAAGCCAGCAGUGAAGCCAGCAGUGAAGCCAGCAGUGAAGCCAGCAGUGAAGCCAGCAGUGAAGCCAGCAGUGAAGCCAGCAGUGAAGCCAGCAGUGAAGCCAGCAGUGAAGCCAGCAGUGAAGCCAGCAGUGAAGCCAGCAGUGAAGCCAGAAGUAAAGAAGGCCCCAGCUAA